UUCUUUGAAAAUAAAUUACUUUGAAUAAUAUCUAAACAUAACAGUUGCAAUGACAUGUAAUUUUAUGAUCUUUAAACAUAAAAUGUAGUUGGGUUCAAGGGAACAUUGUCUCUUUGAAACCACCACCAAAGCUCUGCCAAUUUUGGUCCUUAGGUAGGCCCCACUUUUAUAAGGUUUAUUAAGUCUGUCAAAAAGCUUUAGCAUUGUGAAAGUACUUUAAUUUGUUUCAUAUAAAACUUGAAUAAUAAAUGUACAAUAAACUUUUAAAGCUUACACAAAUUUGAAGCAAUAUUUUGUAUGGUAGGUUUAAAAAAUAUAAGCAUAUCAGAUAUAAAAACUACUAAGUGUAUGAUAAUACAUUAGUAUGUUUACACUGAAGGAAAAGCUUAAAAAUUAAACAAUAUUCCUGCUUUUGAAAAUUAUGAUAUAUAUAAUAAAGAUUUUGUUUGGCAGGUUUAUGGAAGGGUACUACAGAUGUGGCUAUUAAGACCUUGAAAACUGGCACAAUGGAUCCAGCAGCAUUUCUCCAGGAAGCGGCUAUCAUGAAAAAGUUCCGGCACGAGAAAUUAGUAUCUCUGUAUGCUGUCUGCUCUAAAGAAGAGCCAAUAUAUAUUGUUACAGAAUACAUGUCCAAUGGGAGUCUGUUGGAGUACCUAAGGAACAAAGAGGGAAAAGAUCUAAAGUUGCCUGCUUUAAUUGACAUGGCAUCUCAAAUAGCCAGUGGAAUGGCCUACCUUGAAAGCAAGCAGUUGAUUCACAGAGACUUAGCAGCACGUAACAUUUUGGUUGGAGAUCAGAAUGUGGUGAAAGUAGCAGAUUUUGGACUAGCAAGAGUCAUAGAGGAUUCAGAGUACACUGCACGGCAAG
Molecule: messenger RNA, 867 nt
Organism: Limulus polyphemus (Atlantic horseshoe crab)
Lineage: Eukaryota; Metazoa; Arthropoda; Merostomata; Xiphosura; Limulidae
Product: tyrosine-protein kinase STK-like
Exons: 2
Biological process (GO): protein phosphorylation; innate immune response; cell surface receptor protein tyrosine kinase signaling pathway
Cellular component (GO): extrinsic component of cytoplasmic side of plasma membrane
Molecular function (GO): ATP binding; signaling receptor binding; non-membrane spanning protein tyrosine kinase activity
Source: RefSeq, a predicted model, not a curated record